This is a messenger RNA of Lolium rigidum, 987 nucleotides long. RefSeq names its product beta-1,3-galactosyltransferase pvg3-like. The record is from RefSeq and is a predicted model, not a curated record. Gene Ontology annotation, molecular function: hexosyltransferase activity. Gene Ontology annotation, cellular component: Golgi membrane. NCBI's taxonomy places the organism in Eukaryota, Viridiplantae, Streptophyta, Magnoliopsida, Poales, Poaceae. The coding region runs from base 1 to 987 and encodes 328 amino acids. The transcript has a single exon.
AUGACCAACAACGCGAAGCACGCGAUGAGGACGAAGCACGCGGGCUACCCCAUGCUGUCCACCUCCAGCAAAGGUCUCAUCCUGCUCCCCCUCCUCUUCCUUGCCUUCAUUUGCAUCUUCGUCUACCCCAAGGAGUUGGAGCUGCAGGCGUUCCUUAGCUCCUGCAGCACGCCACCAUCUGGCACGAACACCGCGACGGCCAGCGCGGUGUACACCCGCAAGCCGGACUUCCGGCUCCUCAUCGGCAUCCUGACCGUCCCCGACUUGUACGAGCGGCGCCACCUCCUCCGCAUGGUCUACGGCGUGCAGCUCCCAUCCCUCACCGCGCAGAUCGACGUCCGCUUCGUCUUCUGCCGCCUCCAGACGGACGACCAGCGGGUGUUCGUCCCGCUCGAGAUCCUCAUGCACGGCGACAUCAUCGUGCUCGACGGCUGCAAGGAGAACAUGGACGGCGGCAAGACGCACGCAUUCUUCUCCGCCGUGGCCUCCCUCUACGCCGACGCGCCCUACGACUACGUGAUGAAGGCGGACGACGACGUCUUCUUCCGGCUGCCGGAGCUAGCGGCGUCGCUGGGGGCCAUGCCGAGGCAGGAUACCUACUACGGCGCCCUCAUACCCUGCGCCAGCAUGGACACGAGGAACAGGAGGGGGUACAUGUCCGGCAUGGGAUACGCGCUGUCGUGGGACCUGGUGGAGUGGAUCGCGACGGCGAGGAACGUGACGAGGGGACGCACCGUCGGAUUCGAGGACAGGAGGACCGGCGAGUGCCUGAGUCUGGGCGGGAAGGGGAAGAACAGGUUCAACGCCAAGCCCGCCAUGUAUGAUCACCCCCUCUCGGUGCCGGUCACCAAGUGCAACCACGAGCUCGUGCCGGAAACCAUCGCCCUGCACCGCCUCAAGGACAAUCCACGCUGGGCGGAAGCGCUCAGGUACUUCAAUUUCACCGCUGGACUCAAGUCCUCCAAGUUCUACAAGAUCCACUCCUAG